Messenger RNA from Gymnogyps californianus (California condor), 7771 nucleotides. It is a transcript of the gene CACNA1G, whose product is annotated as calcium voltage-gated channel subunit alpha1 G. Gene Ontology annotation, biological process: membrane depolarization during action potential; calcium ion transmembrane transport; calcium ion import. Gene Ontology annotation, cellular component: voltage-gated sodium channel complex; voltage-gated calcium channel complex; neuron projection. Gene Ontology annotation, molecular function: voltage-gated sodium channel activity; low voltage-gated calcium channel activity. The coding region runs from base 1 to 7533 and encodes 2510 amino acids. The record is from RefSeq and is a predicted model, not a curated record. The transcript has 39 exons. NCBI's taxonomy places the organism in Eukaryota, Metazoa, Chordata, Aves, Accipitriformes, Cathartidae.
AUGGACGAGGAUGGACCGCGAGCGGCCGAGGAGGAGCCGGAGCCGGGCAGAGCCAAGACUUUCAUCCGCCUUAAUGACCUGUCCGGGGCCGGGGGCCGCCCGGGGCCGGGGGACAGGGAGGCGGGCAGCGGCGACUCGGAGGCGGAGGCGCUGCCCUACCCGGCGCUGGCCCCCGUCGUCUUCUUCUACCUGAGCCAGGAGAGCCGGCCGCGGAGCUGGUGCCUCCGGCUGGUCUGUAACCCGUGGUUCGAGAGGGUGAGCAUGCUGGUGAUCCUGCUCAACUGCGUGACGCUCGGCAUGUUCCACCCCUGCGAGGACAUCGCCUGCGACUCGCCGCGCUGCAGAAUCCUCCAGAGCUUCGAUGAUUUCAUCUUUGCCUUCUUCGCCGUGGAAAUGAUCGUAAAGAUGAUUGCGCUGGGGAUUUUUGGGAAGAAAUGCUACCUGGGAGACACGUGGAAUCGCCUGGACUUCUUCAUCGUCAUUGCAGGGAUGCUGGAGUAUUCCCUGGACCUGCAGAACGUCAGCUUCUCAGCGGUCCGCACUGUCCGCGUCCUGCGGCCGCUCAGGGCCAUUAACAGGGUCCCCAGUAUGCGCAUCCUGGUGACACUUCUUUUGGACACGCUGCCCAUGCUGGGGAACGUCCUCCUCCUCUGCUUCUUUGUCUUCUUCAUCUUCGGCAUCGUGGGAGUCCAGCUGUGGGCAGGUUUGCUCAGGAACCGCUGCUUCCUCCCCGAGAACUUCAGCAUCCCCUACACGGUGGAUUUGGAGCGAUAUUACCAGACAGAGAACGAAGACGAGAACCCUUUCAUCUGCUCCCAGCCCCGGGAGAACGGGAUGCGCUACUGCCGGAGUAUCCCAACGCGGAGGGAAGAGGGUCUCGAGUGCACCCUGGAUUAUUAUUCCUACAACGACACCACCAACACGUCCUGUGUCAACUGGAACCAGUAUUACACCAACUGCUCCGCCGGGGAGCACAACCCCUUCAAGGGAGCCAUCAACUUCGAUAACAUUGGCUACGCCUGGAUUGCAAUAUUUCAGGUCAUCACACUGGAAGGCUGGGUGGACAUCAUGUACUUUGUCAUGGAUGCACACUCCUUCUACAAUUUCAUCUACUUCAUCCUCCUGAUCAUUGUGGGCUCCUUCUUCAUGAUCAACCUCUGCCUGGUGGUGAUAGCAACGCAGUUCUCUGAGACGAAGCAGCGCGAGAGCCAGCUGAUGAAGGAGCAGCGGGUACGCUACCUGUCCAACGCCAGCACCCUCGCCAGCUUUUCGGAGCCAGGCAGCUGCUACGAUGAACUCCUCAAGUACCUGGUUUACAUUGCCCGUAAAGGCAGCAAGCAGCUCGUGGAGGUCUACCGGGUGGCGGGCGUGAGGAUGGGCUUCCUCACCAGCCCCGCGAGCAAGGCGGGGGCCGACCGGCACGCCAGGAAGCGCCGGAGCAGGAAGAGGUCCUCCGUGCACCACCUCAUCCACCACCAUCACCACCACCACCACCACUAUCACCUGGGCAAUGGGAACCUGCGGGCACCCCGCGCCAGCCCGGAGAUCAGCGAUGUGGAGACCAGCUCACUCCACAACGGGACCAACCGGCUGAUGCUCCCCCCCUCGGCAUCGAAUCCCCACGGGGCUCCCAGCGCCGCUCCCAGCAACACCGAGUCCGUCCACAGCAUCUACCAUGCCGACUGCCACUUCGAGCCGGUGCACUGCCGGUCAUCCCUCCCACAGCCGGGCCUCGGCUUGCCGAGCCCAGAGGGGAUCCCCAAGAACAUCAUGGGCAGCAAGGUGUACCCCACGGUGCACCCCAGUACCUCCCACGAGAUGCUGAAAGAGAAGAACCUAGGGGAGGCGGCGGUCGGUGCCGGGAGCAGCACCUUGACAAGCCUCAACAUCCCACCCGGGCCGUACAGCACCAUGCACAAGCUGCUGGAGACGCAGAGCACGGGGUUCUUUUCAGUCCACGUUACGGAGAAAGGCGAUGGCUUUCCAGGUCCCUGCCAAAGCUCCUGCAAGAUCUCCAGCCCCUGCACCAAGCUGGACGGCGGCUCCUGCAACCCCGAGAGCUGCCCUUACUGCCUCAAGGUGCUGGCAAGCGAGGCCGAGCUGACGGACAACGAGACGGCCGACUCGGACAGCGAGGGUGUCUACGAAUUCACGCAGGAUGCCCACUACAGCGACCAGCGGGACCCGCAGCGGGGCAGAGCCCGAGCCAGGAGAGUGAGCCGGGUGCUGGCCUUCUGGCACGUGGUGUGUGAGACCUUCCAGAAGAUCGUGGACAGCAAAUAUUUUGGCCGUGGGAUCAUGGUGGCCAUUCUCAUCAACACACUCAGCAUGGGGAUCGAGUACCACGAGCAGCCAGAGGAACUUACCAACGCCCUGGAGAUCAGCAACAUAGUCUUCACAAGCCUCUUUGCCCUGGAGAUGCUGUUGAAAGUCCUUGUUUAUGGUCCUUUUGGCUACAUUAAGAAUCCAUACAACAUCUUUGAUGGGAUCAUCGUGGUGAUUAGCGUGUGGGAGAUAGUGGGCCAGCAAGGUGGGGGGCUCUCGGUCCUGCGGACCUUUCGGCUCAUGCGAGUUUUGAAGCUGGUCCGCUUCAUGCCAGCCCUCCAGCGCCAGCUUGUAGUCCUCAUGAAGACCAUGGACAACGUGGCCACAUUCUGCAUGUUGCUGAUGCUCUUCAUCUUCAUCUUUAGCAUCCUGGGGAUGCACCUCUUUGGCUGUAAGUUUGCUUCGGAGCGAGAUGGCGACACGCUGCCCGACAGGAAGAACUUUGACUCCUUGCUCUGGGCCAUCGUCACCGUUUUCCAGAUUUUGACGCAGGAAGACUGGAACAAGGUCCUCUACAAUGGCAUGGCAUCAACCUCCUCCUGGGCUGCUCUCUACUUCAUUGCUCUCAUGACGUUUGGGAAUUACGUUCUCUUUAACCUGCUGGUGGCCAUCCUGGUAGAGGGUUUCCAGACAGAGGAGAUCUCCAAGCGAGAAGACGCGAGUGGGCAGUUAAGCUGUAUUCAGCUGCCUGUCGACUCGUCGGGGAAAGGCAAACUGGGAGUGCAAGAACAGGGUGAUGCUUCCAAGUCCGAUUCCGAGGGGGAUCUCUUUCCCCGCAGCCUGGAAGAGGAGGGAGGACUUAAGAAGAUCUUGUCGAAUCCAGCCUUGAUGGCCCUGAGCGACCACCCGGAGCUGAAGAAGAGCCUGACCCCACCGCUCAUCAUACACACCGCUGCCACGCCGAUGCCCAUGCCCAAAAGCGCCAUCUUCGGAGACGCAGCGCAGGGCUACGAGUCCCGCCGGGCCAGCGGCGUCUCCAUGGACCCCGCCGCCUACGAGCUCAAGUCCCCGGUACUCGCAUCACCUCCUCCUGUGGAUGCUCAGCGUGUGUCCGUUGGGCUUGCGGGGCUGUCCGUCCAUCCAUCCGCCCCAGCUGGCGCAGCAGCAGCCUGGUGUGGGGCGGGUGGCACGGGGCUGAUGUUCUCCCUGUCCUCCCUGUCCUUCCCGCAGCCCAGCGCCCGCAGCUCCCCGCACAGCCCCUGGCGCGCCAGCAGCAGCUGGAACAGCCGCCGCUCCAGCUGGAACAGCAUCGGCCGGGCCCCCAGCCUCAAGCGUCGGGGUCAGAGCAGCGAGCGCAGAUCCCUCCUCUCCGGGGAGGGGAAGGAGAGCUCAGAGGAAGGGGAGAGCUCGGACGAGGAGCGCUCCAGCCGGGCUGGCAGCUUCAACGGCUCUUUGCCUCAUCGCAUGGAGUCACUGGAAACAAAAGGCUCCUUCGACCUCCAGGAUACCCUGCAGGUGCCUUCCCUGUACCGGACCAGCAGCAUGCACAGCAGCCGAACCUCUGCCUCCGAGCACCAGGACUGUAACGGGAAGACCUCUCCGGGUCUGCUGCUGCACCAGCUCCACCUGGAUGACCCCCAACAGGACGGUGAUGACUGCGACGAUGAAGGCAACAUGAGCAAAAGGGACCGCAUGAAGGCGUGGGUACGGGCACGUCUCCCCACCUGCUGCAAACAGAGAGACUCCUGGUCCAUCUACAUCUUCGCCCCUCACUCAAGAUUCCGUCUGAUGUGCAAUAAAAUCAUCACGCACAAGAUGUUUGAUCAUAUCGUCUUGGUGAUCAUUUUCCUGAACUGCAUUACCAUUGCCAUGGAACGACCCAAAAUCGAGCCUCACAGUGCUGAACGGAUUUUUCUAACGCUCUCCAACUACAUCUUUACGGUUAUCUUCCUGACUGAGAUGACAGUUAAGGUGGUGGCACUAGGCUUGUGUUUUGGGGACAAAGCCUACUUGAAAAGCAGCUGGAACGUGCUGGAUGGGGUGCUGGUUCUCAUCUCCGUCAUUGACAUCCUGGUCUCGAUGGUGUCAGACAGCGGCACAAAAAUCCUGGGGAUGCUACGGGUUUUGAGACUGCUGAGGACGCUGCGGCCCUUAAGAGUCAUUAGUCGAGCCCAAGGACUGAAGCUGGUGGUGGAGACUCUCAUGUCAUCCCUGAAGCCCAUUGGGAACAUCGUGGUCAUCUGCUGUGCCUUUUUCAUAAUCUUUGGGAUCCUGGGAGUUCAGCUUUUCAAAGGCAAGUUUUUUGUCUGCCAGGGGGAGGACACCAGAAACAUCACAAAUAAAUCGGAUUGUACAGAAGCAAGCUACAAAUGGGUCCGGCACAAGUAUAAUUUUGAUAAUCUCGGCCAGGCCCUGAUGUCUCUCUUUGUUCUGGCCUCCAAGGACGGGUGGGUGGAUAUCAUGUACGAUGGCUUAGAUGCGGUGGGAGUUGACCAGCAGCCAGUCAUGAACUACAACCCGUGGAUGCUCCUCUACUUCAUCUCCUUCCUGCUGAUUGUGGCCUUCUUCGUCCUCAACAUGUUCGUGGGGGUGGUGGUGGAGAAUUUCCACAAGUGUCGGCAGCACCAGGAGGAGGAAGAAGCCAAGAGGCGGGAGGAGAAGAGGCUUCGCCGGCUGGAGAAAAAGAGAAGGAGUAAGGAGAAACAGAUGGCUGAUCUAAUGCUGGAUGAUGUAUUAAUGGAGAGCUCAGCCAGUGCAGUGCAAGAAGCACAGUGUAAGCCCUACUAUUCGGAUUACUCCCGCUUCCGCCUCCUGAUCCACCAGAUGUGCACCAGCCACUACCUGGAUUUGUUCAUCACUGGAGUGAUCGGCCUCAACGUGAUCACCAUGGCCAUGGAGCACUACCAGCAGCCAAAGGUUCUUGAUGAAGCCCUGAAGAUUUGCAAUUAUAUCUUCACCGUUAUCUUUGUCCUGGAGUCUGUUUUCAAGCUUAUCGCCUUUGGGUUUCGUCGCUUCUUCCAAGACAGAUGGAACCAAUUAGAUCUGGCAAUCGUGCUGCUGUCUAUCAUGGGCAUCACUUUGGAAGAGAUCGAGGUGAACGCUUCACUACCAAUUAACCCCACUAUUAUCCGAAUCAUGAGGGUUCUCAGGAUUGCUCGAGUGUUGAAGUUGCUGAAGAUGGCUGUAGGGAUGAGAGCCCUGUUGGACACCGUGAUGCAAGCGCUGCCGCAGGUGGGGAAUCUGGGUCUUCUCUUCAUGUUGUUGUUUUUCAUAUUUGCAGCUCUUGGAGUGGAGCUGUUUGGAGACCUUGAGUGCGACGACACGCACCCCUGCGAGGGGCUGGGACGGCACGCCACCUUCAGAAACUUUGGGAUGGCCUUUCUGACUCUCUUCCGAGUAUCCACGGGAGACAACUGGAAUGGGAUAAUGAAGGACACGCUGCGGGACUGUGACCAGGAGUCCACCUGUUACAACACCGUCAUUUCACCCAUCUACUUCGUCUCCUUCGUGCUGACAGCCCAGUUUGUCCUGGUGAACGUGGUGAUCGCCGUGCUCAUGAAGCACUUGGAGGAGAGCAACAAGGAGGCUAAGGAGGAGGCAGAGCUCGAAGCAGAACUGGAGAUGGAAAUGAAGACAAUCACCCCCAGCCAACACAGCCCCUCAGACAUCUUUGCGUGGACAGGCAGCGCCGGUGGAGAGAGACCUGAGAGCCCCCGAGGAUGUGCCAAUCCCAUGCAAAUCAAGGUGGAUUCUCAGCUCUCGUUAGUUUACCCUAUGGAAAGGCACUUGUUUGAUACCAUAUCACUGCUGAUCCAGGAAUCUCUGGAAGGAGAGCUGAAGCUGAUGGACAACCUGUCAGGCUCUGUGUGCCAUCAUUAUGCCCUCCCAGCUCCCGAAUAUUACAACUCUGAGAACCAGAUCCCUCUAGCUGAGAUGGAGGCUCUGUCUCUGACGUCAGAUAUUCUCUCUGAAAAGUCCUGGUCCUUAGCUCUGACGGAUGACUCUUUUCCUGAUGAUACUAACACACACUUACUUAAUGCUCUGGAAAGCAAUGCUGAUCUCCGCUACAAAGAUGACACGCUGACUCUGUCUCCCAGCAAGGACUUGCUGAGCGUGAGAAAGCCUUCAGUGGGGCGCACCCACUCUUUGCCAAAUGACAGCUACAUGUUCCAGCCGCCGUACUCCAGCCCCUGCCCUGCCUCCCUGGGCGAGAGGAAUCCGGCACAUCACAAGUCCCAGUCAGGUUCAAAGGCAUCGGUGCAGUCACAGCCGGUGGACACCAGCUCCCUCCUGCAAAUUCCAAAAGACCAUUUUCACCACAUAAGAGCUCAUGACCAUUGGGUGAGGGAGAGCAAACCCCAGGUUUCCCAGCAGGUGCACUCUCCUUCUGCUGAAAGGCUGCUCCGCAGACAGAUGGCUAUAAGGAACGACUCUUUGGAUAGCAAGGAGAAUCUCCACACCGAGGUGAGUGAACUCUCUGACCCAAAUGUCCCCGCUGUGCCCAAGGAGGAGUCAUCAGUGGCUCUGACGCCCUCAGAAGCGAAUGAGUUGGCUGCAUGGAGCCGGGCAAGCGUUCAUACGCAGCAGCACUCCCACAAUCAGUAUAAUAUUUCAAAGCAGGCACCAGCAUCGUGUGCUUGUGCAGACUCGUAUCAGGAGACACCUGGAGAUUCAAUGGACCAAGAAGUAUCGGAAAUAAACAGCUCCUCGGAGCCUUUCACUUCAGAAACUUGUACAGCCUCGAGUGCCUGUUCAGAGGUUCAGCCUCUCACUCCUAAGAGGAACAUAGGCAAUACCGGCAACGUUACAUUGAAGGACCUGAAGAAAUACCACAGUGUAGACACCCAGGGUCUUCUAAAAAAACCGCCCUCUUGGUUAGAUGAUCAAAGGAGACAUUCAAUAGAAAUUUGUUCAAUGGAAAACAGCCCUCAGCACUAUUCCACAUCUAGCUCUUCUGGCUUCAUAAGUCAGGUGGUAAGUGAAAUGGAAGGCUUGCAAGGAACACGGCAGAAGAAAAAACUGAGCCCUCCGUGUAUAUCUAUAGAUCCACCCGAUGGACAGAGUUUGCUACCUAGAGGACCUCACAGCAUCUCACCUGCCAGUGGAGACAUUUGCUUGAGACGGCGUGCUCCAUCUUGUGAGUCCAAGGAUUCGAUGGAUAUAGGGGAUUCGUUGCUUCCAGACAGUAUGUCAACAUCUCCUACCCCAAAGAAAGACUUGUUGACACUUCCUAGCUUUUCCUUUGAUCAAACAGAAAUGGACCCCUGAGUUACUUUUCUGUUGGUGCCAAAUGUUUUCUUCCUUUCAUGUAAUAGAAAAAAAAAAUUUAAAAACUCUGUAUUCCAAAAUGGCACUGGGUAAAAAAUUUCCAAAGAAAGAUUAAAGAACCAGCUGGUUAAAAGAGUGGUUAACCUAUAUCACGCUUACUUAAGCAUACGUUCUGCUUAGGUAAAAGCAAUACAAUGUGCAGAAUCUAUAUGUAUAUUAUAUUUUAUUAAAUUAAUUG